AAACAAUUGGGUCUUUACUCGUGCAACAAUCGAUCCUAUUGAACCUUGCCAAUCGAUGGCACAGAUAGAGGUUCAACGCGUGCAUGCAACCAUGGCGUUUUCAGAAGACAGGAGUCCAUAUGACGAUAAUGUCGCUUUACAAAUGAUCAAUUCACAGUUGGAGGCGAUGAAGAUAUUGGACGAGAAGGAAGCUCAAGAAUUCGGUAAUAAUGCCGACAAAUGCGAACACGCACCUGGAAACGAAAAUGGUCACAACUACAACCAAAGYAGCAAAACUUCUGGGAGCAAGAAAAACUCAAGCAAGGGACCGGAUACUUUCUUUCGGCGCCAGUUAGAAGGUUGGCGCAACCGACACAUGCUCGAAAGCUUCGAAGCCGGGCACCUUAUCUCGAAAGAAAUGCUCSAAUUCAACCUCGAGGAGCGAAAUGCCCUUUACGAAGAGAUUCACGGGGUUACUUGCAUUUGUCCAGAYGAAUCGCCACCGGGGAUGAUCGAGAUGGCACUCCAUAACCUCGCCAUUGAAUUGAUGAUGGUCCCCAGCGCCCUGAAAACCGCUUACGAACAAAGCCAACAAUUUCCUGUAACUUAUGUUAACACGCCCGAAUUUCGGUUGCGUUUUUUGCGAGCCGAGCUCUUUGACACAAAAAAGGCAGCGCUACGGAUGAUAAAGUUUCUUGAAAACGUCCUCUUUUACUUCGGACCGAAAGCCCUACAGCGCCCUAUUCGUUUGUCGGAUUUCAAUAGAAAGGAAAUGAAGGUAAUGAACAUCGGGCGCAUUCAGUUGUUACCCUAUCGGGACAGAUUUGGCCGGAGAAUUAUCGUUGGRAUUCCAGCCCAAGACCACCGUCGACAGGAAGCACACAUCCGGGUAAGUUUUGGUCUGAUCGAAAGCCGCCGAGUACAUCGAAUGAAUAGUAAACGUGUUUGCGCAAUCGACCGGCUCGAAAAGGAGAAAGAGUGUUCAAUUCACAACAAUUCCUUAAUACAUGCACUAAACACUUGUUCCCCACUACAUCAUUAUUUGUCAGGCUAAAAUACAUCUCUAUCUUUGGUGGGUAGCCGGCGAGUCGGUGGAGAGUCAAAGAAAAGGAAUGGUUUUCAUAACGAUCCAUAAUCCAGACAUUGCCGACUCGACAACAACUGGAUCAACCUCUAAAAUGGACGAAGACGGCAAAACAACUGUUGAUGGCGAGAAAGAGCAACAAGAACGAACUAAAGUACCAAGCAUGACAUUUGCAAAGAUAGCCAUCAAAGAAAGAGAUUGUUUGCCACUUCGAAUGUCUGCAUUUCACUUGUGCACACCGGAUACCCCUUUCUAUGCCAUUCUGGAGUCUUUCACCGCUGCGAUGCUAAAGGGCGAUCGAUGUCGGAUAAAAGUUCAUCACGGUACGUGGAUGAGCGAGCUAUUGCGUUAGAUUGAUUUGUACACAAGCCCUUGUUGUCUCAGGUCACUUUCCCUUACCUCUGGUUUCCUUCCUUUUGCUUAUUGUCGCUUUUCAAAAUAUAUAGGACACGACGUAGAAAACCGCUAUAAACUCAAUGGAUAUGG
Messenger RNA from Pseudo-nitzschia multistriata, 1549 nucleotides. The record is from the annotation of a GenBank genome assembly. Lineage: Eukaryota; Bacillariophyta; Bacillariophyceae; Bacillariales; Bacillariaceae.